AACCUCAAGCCCACAUACGGAGCACCUUGGAUACGUCCAAACCACGCUGUGCUACGACUCCCCGCUGCACAUCCAUUUGCCUCAGAUAUCUUAACCCCCUGAAUCACUAAACGACACAAAAGCCGUGUUGGGGCCACGUGUGACGUUUCCAAUGCCUCCAAAUCGAGCCCAACGUAGCAGCGGUGCAUGCCUUCAAUGCUCCCGUAAGAAACGGAAAUGUGAUCAUAAACACCCACAGUGCUCGCAAUGCCUAAAGCGCAACGUCGCCUGCCAACCGCAGACAUUCAAGGCCUGGAGCAUCCCUGGCUCUCGCGGCUCGCGCAUCCAGUCUGCCGCCCAACAAAGCGAGGGUGAAAGAUCCAGGAACAAAUCAGAGCGGGAAAAGGACCCAGUGGUCUCCCAGACACCCUCCGAACCACCCGUCGCGACUCCGGAUGCAGCUAUCGCCACCCCGGAUGUAGCGAUCGAGCUUCCGAUACACAACCGGCAAAUGUCACUAGAUCGACCCAGCCCUACUAUCGCCCUUGAAAGUGGCCUCUUUGAUGAUGCGGCCUGGUUUCAUGAACUUGUUGAUACGCCAGCAUCUCACGCCCAGUAUUCUCAAAUCGGAUCUUCAACCCCUGCCAACGUGGUGGGACGCGUCGAGACCAUACCGGACCAGGAAGAAGGCUCCGUGAUAUCCCGGCUACCGUCUGAACCACCCAUGACAGCUACGAGUUUAGGCAUCGAUUCUCUAAUGGAUGCUAGGCAAAUCACACUGGAUCAACCUAGUCCCAGAAUUCCUCUCCAAGGUGGCAUCUUCAACGAUGCGUCGUGGCUGGAGGAGCUGCCCCAAGUGCCGCUGACUCCCUGCUCGGAAGCUCUUCAGGUCAUGCAGCAAGGGAACCAAGAUACAACCUCCAACUACAUUAAUAAUGACGCAUACGACGCGGCCACGAUCACAAACUUAGACACCCCAUUCCUCUAUGAGCCAAAUACUCCCACCGAUCUCAGUGUCGGGGUAUUUGACCCCGGGACUAUGGUGUCCCGUGUCGAUAAUGUAUGGCAGCCUGCGGCAUCAGAAGUACCAGCAAUGUUAUACUGCCCGAUGCCAUGGCCCGCUGACAUGCUCGUGUCUGCACCUCGUCGAUUUCUCUGGCAGCACUUUCUUCAUGUCACCAGAAACGGAUUCUUGUGCCUGGACCCAAAGCACUUUGCUCAUAUGCAAGACUUCCAGGAUCCAUUCGUCGUUACCUUGCCUCGCAUGGCUCUCUUCGACGAUGACUUGCGGGCUGCAAUCUUCUACUUCAGUGCGUUUCAAUAUCAGGCUUCAACUCAGGAUCAGAAAUUCCUUCCGCUCAUGAGAGAAACUGCCAGAGAGGCCUCGCUGGCUGUCGUCCCCCAUGCUAUGGGCUUGGAGUCAAAUGACGAGAAGCUCCUUGCCAAGAUUACUGUCGGUCUAUUUCUACAUCUUUACGGGCCAGAGCAGAGAGAAACCCAUCUUGAGGUAGCAUGGAGCCUUGCGGGGACCUUUCUCAACAAUCUUCGACAGCGCAAGCGUGUUCCUUCCAUACCAGCUCGUCUUAUCCUGGCUCUCCUGCGGUGGAGUAGGAUAGCGACCCUCUGCUCCUUGCGACAAGCCAGACCAGAAUAUUGGCACAACACCUACGAUAUGCUUGAAAUGGACGAGGAAGAAAUCGGUCAAAAUUUCUGCGCCGACUUUCAGAACUGGACCAGCCAUCCCGUCUUGGCCUUUUCACCACGUCUAAUCAACCCGCUUCUCAGACUAGGUCAGCUUCUCGAGCUGCAGCAGUCAAAAUGGGCUGCAACCGGCCAACUCGAGCUGUCGGAUCCGAAUUUAAACGCACAGGUCGAGGUAGUAGAGGCUUCACUGCGGAGCGCUCGAACCCGCGAUUUCGUGACUUCACACAGCAGGAGUGCAGAUCCUAUUGAGCUUGGGUCCCUCAACGAGUCAAUGCAUUCUGCAGCAGUCAUCCUAUUAUACGCACGGCUUAAGGGCAUGCCUUCUACGGCAACACUAAUACGCCAUCACGUGGGUAUCGUUGUUGGGAAAAUCGGAAACAUCGACCAAGACUCUCGUACAUCGUAUGCGAUCAUCUUCCCACUCUUCACCGCCGGGUGUGAGGCCGUAGAUUCGUCAAUGAGAGCCGCGAUAGUCAGAAGACUCCGUGUGCGCAAAGGACUUUUCUACAACCGCGGUGAUUUGAUUGGCGCCUUGCGUCAUAUAUGGGAGAUCAGGGACCGUGAGCCGGGGCUUACCUGGUUAGAAUGGUUAGGAAAAGUUGACAGCAGAUUCAGGGUUUGGUGCCUGUUUUAAAUCUAGCCUAGCCGUGCGACUCCGUAGAUAACAUCCAAUUAUCACAGCAUCUCACUCGUACGAACUAGACCAAGUUGUAUGGUGUAGAUGAAUGAUUCAGGCAUAUAAUUGUAUUGUCGUCGUAUAAAAACACAAUUAACAAGUCACCCCAGCUAAUGAUUCUUCUAGACCCGUCAUUAGUUGUAUGAGUUUUUCAGUAAGAUGAGGUUUUGGGCGGUUGUCAUAGUUAGAUCGGAGAAUGUCAAUCACGAC
Molecule: messenger RNA, 2569 nt
Organism: Ilyonectria robusta
Lineage: Eukaryota; Fungi; Ascomycota; Sordariomycetes; Hypocreales; Nectriaceae
Product: fungal-specific transcription factor domain-containing protein
Exons: 3
Coding region: 152-2317 (721 amino acids)
Biological process (GO): positive regulation of transcription by RNA polymerase II
Cellular component (GO): nucleus
Molecular function (GO): DNA-binding transcription factor activity, RNA polymerase II-specific; transcription cis-regulatory region binding; zinc ion binding
Source: RefSeq, a predicted model, not a curated record